This is a messenger RNA of Andrographis paniculata, 495 nucleotides long. RefSeq lists its product as uncharacterized. NCBI's taxonomy places the organism in Eukaryota, Viridiplantae, Streptophyta, Magnoliopsida, Lamiales, Acanthaceae. The transcript has a single exon. The record is from RefSeq and is a predicted model, not a curated record. The coding region runs from base 1 to 495 and encodes 164 amino acids.
AUGUCCCCGUAUAGGUUGGUCUAUGGAAAAGCUUGUCAUCUACCUCUGGAACUCGAGCAUCGCGCAUAUUGGGCUAUUAAGUAUUUGAACUUUGAUUUUCUCCCCACUCCGGAGAAGCGCGCCGAGCGACUGCUUGAUCUUACCGAGUUCCUCUACCUGGCAUAUGAAAGUGCAAAAUUAUAUAAGGAAAAAAUGAAGUUCUAUCACAACAGGAAGUUAAAAAAGAAAGACUUCUCUGAGGGAUCCAAUGUUUUAUUAUAUGAUACUAGGCUCCACUUAUUCCCAAGAAAAUUGAGAUCACAAUGGACUGGGUUGUACAUAGUCGGACAAGUUCUGCCAAGUGGAGAUAUAAGAAUCAGUAACGUGGAUAACCCCAGGGAGAGCGACUUCUUCCUUGUCAGUGGAGCGAGGCUGAAACCAUAUAUCGAAGGGCCUAUAUUGCAGCGGGUUGAUGCGGAGAUAAAUCUGGUUGAGGUUCAGAAGCUCGCUCAGUGA